CAUCUCGACCCAGGCCGCAAAAAUGAGCGCCCAAGCCUACUAUGAGCUCUAUCGGGGCAGCAGUAUCGGCCUGUCCCUCACUGACACCCUUGAUGACCUGAUCAAUGAGGGCCGGAUCGAGCCGCAGCUUGCUAUGAAGAUCCUGUCCAACUUUGACCGGGUUAUUACGGAAGUCCUAGCUGAGAAGGUUAGGGCAAAGUUGUCCUUCAAGGGCCAUUUGGAUACAUAUCGCUUCUGCGAUGAAGUCUGGACGUUCCUCAUCAAGGAUGCUACGUUCAAGCUAGAUAAUCAGACAACGGUCCAUGCAGACAAGGUCAAAAUCGUGAGCUGCAACAGCAAACGUCCCGGCGAGACUUGAGCGGCAAAACGCUUCCUGAUUACUUUCAUCACUUUCGUUCCAAAGUUAAAUGAGUUAUGAUGCAAGAGGAUACGCUUGGAAUUUGUCAAUCCCUAUUCGAUUGGUGGGAUAUAUUUCAAAUGGCGUUACUUUAAAAACCCACGAGGAUACCGGGUCCGGAGGAUCACAGGCGUUAGGGAUAAGGGAGUUACGAUGUAUAGACAAUUCUGGAUGACGCGACGAGAGUAUUAUUCUGGGUCUCUAGUCCGCGAAGCUCUUCGAAUGAAUGUUGCUUGAGAAGAAAUAUCUUAAAUUGAAAAUGCAAUUGAUAUUUCUUCCCUGAAC
This is a messenger RNA of Coccidioides immitis RS, 682 nucleotides long. RefSeq names its product transcription initiation factor IIA subunit 2. The transcript has 3 exons. Lineage: Eukaryota; Fungi; Ascomycota; Eurotiomycetes; Onygenales; Onygenaceae. Bases 23 to 358 code for a protein of 111 amino acids. Gene Ontology annotation, molecular function: RNA polymerase II general transcription initiation factor activity; TBP-class protein binding. The record is from RefSeq and is a predicted model, not a curated record. Gene Ontology annotation, cellular component: transcription factor TFIIA complex. Gene Ontology annotation, biological process: transcription initiation at RNA polymerase II promoter; RNA polymerase II preinitiation complex assembly.